CACUUCCCCUCCUCCUGGAGUAUGGCCCAAACAAGGCAUCAAGAAACUGCCUUGACUAAACCGUCCCCUAGUCAGCAACGGCACACAGCGCCACAGGCAUGGUGAACCAGCCAGCGAUCUCCUUUUUAGCCUCCUAGGAGGGAGUCUGUGCCACCCACUGGGCAAUGCAUCCAGCCAUCUUCUCUAAUGAGAUUUCUGACCAGACACCCAAACAGGACAAGAGUCCCCCGGAGAGGAAGCAGUCUGGGCUGAAGUCUGAUUGCAUCAGGGGCCUGGGCGUGGGUCAACCUCUUGGUCUAUCUCUGGCGCCCCCUGCUGGGGGAAAGCUGGAUGCAAGGAAACAAGACUGGGUACCCGGCUACAAUUGCAGCUCUCAAACAGGGGCAUCAAGGCUUGGGAAGAAUUCUCUAGACAAAGCAAGGAUUUGGAGGGACAAGGACCAUCCAGUCAUCUGUGAAGUUCCAGCUGUGGGACUUCCAGGACCAUUUUAAAAAGGCAGCCUCCCUGUUCCGCACUCCAACGAAGCCGGUGAAAGUCUCUCUGCCAGGAGUAGGCAAAGGGUGAGGAGGAGGACCAAGACACCUUGGUCACGUCCUCUGUGCCAGGGUCACCUCCAGCCUGCCCCCCCCCCCGCCCCUCAGGGCCAUCUCUUGGCUUCCCAGGGGUCAGGGAGCUUUUACAGAGCAAAGAGAGCAGAAGGAAAGAGCUAAUCACAGCUGAGGGUUCAGCUGUGCCGCCAGCCCCUGGGCCUCAUCCCAUGUCAACGAUGAGGCAAGUGUGAAAAAUGGAGCGUAAUAGAGACGUCACAAGAUCUCCCAGGCCCUCGACUGAGAACCGCCUUGCUGUCCACCCAGCUGGAAUUGCCAGUGGCUGAUGAAGCGUGCUCAUCCGGCUCACUGCUCUCCAUAAGAGACAUACAUCUCCCUGGGGUCCUGCGUGUGCAUGCAUGUGUGCGGUGUGUGUGUUUGUGUGUUUGUGCGAAGACAGCUUUGCAAGCUGUGAGGCACCCUGGCUUUGGGGGCCCAAACUAGCCAGCUUUCCCUUCUGGAUCUGCUGGCCUAAUUCCCAGCUGCAGCUGCCACCUUGGGUCCCCCUCCCCAAGGCAAUCUCCCUGCAUAUUUGGCAGCAUGGGAAGGAGGGGCUGAGGGAAGUGGAGAGAAGCAGAGAAGGCUCUAAUGCUCUAAUCUGAUGUUGAUGAUCCGAAAGGCUUCCCAGUGCCCAUGCCCUCUGCCAUCGACUCUCCAGGGGAUUUUUUUCCGGUGCCAUGCACUCUUCCCUUCUGCCUUUGUCUCCUUAAGAAAGUUAAACCUAGACACACAAACACACAUACAAACCACCAGGAAAAAAAAAAAAAUCAGCCGGAGCAGGCAGACGAGCACGCGCGCACGGGCUCAGCUCUGUCCUGGAGGAAGAUCGGCACAGGCAGAGAGACUGCUGGGGUUGGCAGUGACUCAGACUGAGGUCUCCUGGUCCCCCAGGAGCCUCCUUCAUGGACCCAGAGAUCACCCGAGGGGCUGCAUUAGUGUAGCAUGGGCAACUGUGUCAAGUCGCCAUUAAGAAACCUCUCGAGAAAGGACAGAUCAUUACGACCAGAGGAGAUUGAAGAGCUCCGAGAGGCCUUCCGAGAAUUCGACAAGGACAAAGAUGGCUACAUCAACUGCCGGGACCUGGGAAACUGCAUGCGCACCAUGGGCUAUAUGCCUACAGAGAUGGAACUCAUUGAGCUGUCCCAGCAGAUCAACAUGAACUUGGGUGGCCAUGUGGAUUUUGAUGACUUUGUGGAACUAAUGGGACCUAAACUCCUGGCGGAGACAGCAGAUAUGAUUGGUGUAAAGGAACUGAGAGAUGCCUUUCGGGAGUUUGACACCAAUGGUGACGGAGAGAUAAGCACCAGUGAGCUUCGAGAGGCCAUGAGGAAGCUACUGGGUCAUCAGGUGGGACACCGAGACAUAGAGGAAAUUAUCCGAGAUGUGGACCUCAAUGGAGAUGGACGAGUGGACUUUGAAGAGUUCGUCCGGAUGAUGUCCCGCUGAGGCCGCCAGAGCUUCUUCAGGACUGCCAACUCCCACGGGCGGGGAGAAGAGCCGAGCUCGCCUCACCCCGCCGCAGUAGCUGCCGAGAGCCCAGGAUGUACUGGCGGAUGGGGCCUGCCUGCACCCCGGGGAGGUGCCCACCCCGGACCCCCACCCCUUCGCACUGUGAAAGACUCACAACUCCUGCAACUGGAAAAGGGGGGCGCCCGCCGGCGAGGAGGCCACAGUGAGAAGCCAGUAGAGGACAUGCAAGGCGCCAAGUGCCAUGUGCCCAGCCACUGCUGGCUGGGUGGGCCAGGGAGCCCGCCAGCAGACCCCACACAGCAUGUCUGCCCCAGGGCAGAGCCUUCCAGCGCACUCCUGAGCUCUAUGCCCGUCCCAGCUCGCCUAGCCCUUUGA
Molecule: messenger RNA, 2432 nt
Organism: Cricetulus griseus (Chinese hamster)
Lineage: Eukaryota; Metazoa; Chordata; Mammalia; Rodentia; Cricetidae
Source: RefSeq, a predicted model, not a curated record